Messenger RNA from Schistosoma turkestanicum, 2272 nucleotides. Lineage: Eukaryota; Metazoa; Platyhelminthes; Trematoda; Strigeidida; Schistosomatidae. The record is from the annotation of a GenBank genome assembly.
AUACUGUAUACAGGAUAUUGAACGCUCCAUUUUCAACUUCAAGGUCUGUAGCGCUCUUAUUACUACUGGACCAGCUUUUAGUCCGAAUUUUCAGGUUGUCUUUGCCUCAUGCUUAUGUUUUCGCCUGCCCUAAUAAGUGUAGAGGCAUUCUGUGUGCUUGCUGAGUCGUUGGCUCACUUUACUGCUUGUUUUCCCUCCUAGGUAAUCUCACUGCUCUUUGCAAGGUAUCCUCAAGCUAGACCCAAACUUACCAGAAGUUAGACGUUACAGAUCUGUAGCGCAUUAAAGACUGCACAACAUCCGAUUCCAGCUUCGAUUUAUUGAUUGUCUUAAUAUGAGGCUUGUGUUAUCUGUUGUGUUAUUAUUCUCCACAUUGCAACUAACUAAUCCCCGACCUGGUUAUGUGAUAGCUGCUGGCAUCCAGAAACCCCACUGCCCUGAAUUGAACGUGCCCACCAGAAUCAUAGGAAAUUAAAGUUCAUGAAGAAAUUACAACUAAUUAGAAUUAGUGCAGUCGAGUGGCUAGGCUACUAUCCAAUGGACAAGACGACAUACUGGGAACCGUACCGAAACAACAAGAAGCGAGCAGAAAGAAACCUAUUGGCUUAUACUAACUCGUAAGAAAAAUGAUCAACAUUGGUUAUUACUGACUUAUUUAUUGCUUUCUUUGUUAAUUGUAAGUGCACGAUGUGCGCUUUGUAGAUCGUUGGCUCAUCUUUUCUGUUUUCUUUUCCAACUAUACUCUUCACGCUACUGUGCAUGCUCCCCCAGUACACGAAGUGUAUUUUGGAUAACGCAAACCAAUACAAGUCGUGGGUGCUCUUAUCAGUUAUCCCUCGUGACAAUUGAAUCUACGUCUCGUAACAUUUUUGCCCGUCCAAAUAACACUUUUAAGAAAACAAGAACUCACAGUCAAAGGCAGCAGAAGAAUGUUGGUAUCAGCUUUGGCCUGUCAGUCAUUGCCACAUUACUCUGAUUUUGAUACAACCUCGGAAAGUGGUCUUUCCGAGUUGUCAUAUGUUCUUCCUUAUCGUCCAAAGAGAUCAUUAGCGAAAAAUAAGCGUUUGAAGACUAGUCCUGGUGUUAUACGACUUGGAGCAAGAGCUAUGAGAAGACACGAAAAUGAAGUUUAUUUACAUACAUUAGCUGCAAUUACUGAAAUUGAUGGUGACAAUAUCGAUGAUUACUGGCCUGACAGUUUUAAUUAUUGUUCAGCGUUUACCAAGUUACUAGAAGAUGAGAAUAUUCGAGCUGCAUGGGAUGCAUUCAUUAAAUUAUCUGAAAAAGAACAAGAAGAAUUUCUUGGUACAUUACAUGCACAAAGCCGAAUUGAUGAUGAAGAGGAGGUGUCAAGUAGUGAUGAGGAUGAUGUGAUAUCAUCAUAUCCUUCUACUGUUGUUCAUCAUUCCUUGUCUUCUUCUAUAUCACGUCCAAAACGACGCCAUGUAAAACAUCGAUGCAGACGAUCUAGACGUGAAGAGAGAAAUAAACAAUUUACCGAUGUGAAUUCAUUAUUGCUACAAUCAAAUCUUGAUAUGUGUAUAUCUGUUCAAUCAGAAUCUGAUAACAAUGUAACCAACAAUGAUGAUAAUCCCGAUUUGAACAUUGAACAACAACAACAACACAUUUCCGCUCGUUUACCAUCCCUUUUAUCCGACUACAUUCCUGUAAUGCUCCCGGUGAACAAUGUAAAACAUAAUCGAAAACGUUGUAAGCGUUUACUUACACCAACAGAUCUUUAUUUAUUACAACGCGUCGAAUUGGAAUUAAGAGAAUAUUUUUUCUCUCCCACCAAUGCAAACAAUGUUGUUGGCCGUUGGACACCAUCAUUAUCAUUGUUGACACAGUCAAUGAAUCACAACUGUACAAUUAGUAAUACUUAUCCUAAUUCAAAUCUAUUAUGCUUGAAUUCAUUUCAAAGAUUAUUAAUUCAUUCCGUUGCUAGUUAUUUAGGAUUGAAUUCAUAUAGUACAUGGUCUAAUUCACUGGGUGAACGUCAAUUAUGGGUGGAGAGAAUUUUAGGAAAAUCUAGUCAACCACCAACUGAACAUUUUGUAACAUUAACUGAACAAAACAUCAUACAAUCAUCAUCAUCAUCAUUGAGUACAUGAUGGUUACUAGUUUGUGUAAACCUGAUAAUUUACCACCCUACCAUUUUUAGUCGUACUAUUUUCUCUCUUCAUCUAUUUAUUUCAUGUAUUGAUCACGUUAAUAAUAAUAAUAGUAAUAAUAAUGAUAAUCACAAUAAUAAUAACGAUAAUAAUAAUAAUAG